This is a messenger RNA of Salpingoeca rosetta, 3033 nucleotides long. RefSeq names its product puromycin-sensitive aminopeptidase-like protein. The record is from RefSeq and is a predicted model, not a curated record. Gene Ontology annotation, biological process: proteolysis; peptide catabolic process. The transcript is spliced from 11 exons. The coding region runs from base 140 to 2776 and encodes 878 amino acids. Gene Ontology annotation, molecular function: zinc ion binding; peptide binding; metalloaminopeptidase activity. Gene Ontology annotation, cellular component: cytoplasm. NCBI's taxonomy places the organism in Eukaryota, Choanoflagellata, Craspedida, Salpingoecidae.
GCUUGCGCUCCUGUUGCUUUUUUCAGUUGCACAAACACACAGUUUCCACUGCCAACUGCGACGACUUUCUGCUUCUGUCCACCGAUUCUGUCAGACACAAGCAAACACACUCCAACCCCACCUCACACCCACAGCCACCAUGUCUGCGAAGGUCAAGGCCGAGCGUGUUCUGCUGCCGCAGGACUUUGUGCCGAAGCACUAUGAUGUGACCAUCACGCCGAACCUGGUGAAGUUCAUCUUCGAGGCGUCCGUCGACAUCCACGUCGACGUGCAGAAGUCCGUGAACAGCGUGCAGCUGCACUCGCGCGAGCUGUACAUCCAGUCUGCCACCUUCAAGUCCGAGGGCGAGAAGGGCUUCUCCACGGAAGCGACCGGCUUCAACUAUGACACCAAGAUGCAGACGGUGACCAUCCAGUUUGAGAAGGAGGUGCCGCUCGGCAAGGGCCGCAUCCACAUUGAAUACCUUGGCGAGCACAACAACCAGAUGGCCGGGUUCUACCGCUCCUCGUACAAGGACAUUGACGGCCAGGAGAAGGUCAUGGUCACCACCCAGUGCGAGGCCAUCGACGCCCGCCGCAUCCUCCCAUGCUGGGACGAGCCUGCCGCCAAGGCCACGUUUGGCGUGACGCUGGUCAUCGACAGCCACCUGACGGCGCUGUCCAACAUGCCCGAGCGCCGCGUGGAGUACCUCAAGGGCGGCAAGAAGCGCGUGGCCUUUAUGGACACGCCGAAGAUGAGCUCCUACCUGCUCGCCAUGUGCGUGGGCGAGUUUGAGUUUGUGCAGGGCACGACUCAGCACGGCGUGCUGAUGCGGUGCUAUUCGACACCGGGCAUGGUGGACCGCGCCCGCUUUGCGCUGGACUGCGGCGUCAAGUGCCUCGACCUGUACGACGACUACUUUGGCAUCGCCUUCCCACUCCCCAAGAUGGACAUGAUCGCCAUCCCCGACUUUGCCGCCGGCGCCAUGGAGAACUGGGGUCUGGUGACGUACCGUGAAGUGGAUCUGUUGGUGGACGAGGCGAGCGCCACAUCCGCACAGCGCCAGCGCGUCUGCACCGUCGUCACCCAUGAGCUCGCACACCAGUGGUUUGGCAACCUCGUCACCAUGGCCUGGUGGGACGACCUCUGGCUCAACGAGGGAUUCGCCUGCUUCCUCCAGACGUGGGCUGCGGACAAGCUGCAUCCCGAGUGGCAGCUGUGGCAGCAGUUUGUGACGAGCGACCUGGCGGCGGCGCUGCGGCUCGACUCGCUGCGCUCCAGCCAUCCGAUCCAAGUCCCCAUCAAGCACGCACACGAAGUCGAAGAGGUGUUUGACGCCAUCAGCUACUGCAAGGGCGCGUGCGUGAUCCGCAUGCUCAACACGGUGAUUGGGGAGGCCGCGUUCCAGCAGGGCCUUCGCGCGUACUUUGAGGCCCACAAGUACGGCAACACGGAGACCACCGACCUGUGGAAGGCCUGGGCCGACGCUUCCGGCAUGCCCGUCGCCGACCUGGCCAAGUCGUGGACGGAGCAGAUGGGCUACCCUGUCGUCAAGGUGGACAUCAAGUCCGAAACUGCAGACGAGGUUGAGCUCACGUGCACGCAGUCGUGGUUCCUCGCCGACGGCUCCGAGGCCAAGCCCGACGAGAAGAAGACGUGGACGCUGCCCGUUGUCGCGGCCUCUGCCUCACACCGCGACGCCAAGGUGCAGCUCGUCUCGGACGAGACGUUCACGCUCAAGGUGCCGUGCAAGUCGGGGGAGUGGGUCAAGGUCAACUUCGGCCACCCGGUCCCCAUGCGCGUCAUCUACUCGCCAGACCUCCUCAAGCGCCUCAGCGCAGGCGUCAAGGAGCGCACGCUGCCGACGCAGGACCGUGCGGGCCUACUGCUGGACUGCAUGGCGCUGACCAAUGCCAAGAAGCUCCAGCCCGAGCUCCUCAUCACGCUCCUCAACGCAUACAAGGGCGAGGAGGAGUGCGUGGUGUGGGACGCCAUUGCCCCGGCCCUCAACGGCCUGCACAAGGCGCUGCUCUCCGACGAGGCGCUGUCCAAGCACCUGCGCGCGCUGGCGGCGUCGCUGGUGGAGCCCGCGGCGAAGAAGGUGGGCUGGGACGCCAAGGAGAGCGACGGGCACCUGACGAAGCUGCUGCGGCAGACGCUCAUUGCGCUGCUGGCCAAGUUCUCCGACGACGAGCAGGUGGUGGCUGAGGCGCGGCGCCGCUUCAAGAGCGUGCUGGCCAACCCUGCAGACACGGCCGCAUGCCCGAGCGACUACCGCACGUCCGUGUACUCGCUCGCGCUGAAGAACGGCGGGCGGACGGAGUACGAGCAGCUGAUUGGCCUGUUUGAGUCGCUGAACAACAACGCGGACCGCAAGCAGGUGCUGCACGCGCUCGGGUUUGGCCCCACGGAGGAGCUGAAGACGGCUGCGCUCGACUGGACCACGUCCGGCGCCGUCAAGCUGCAGGACUUCUUCUACACCAUCGCCAGCGUGUCGACGUCGAACCGGAUGGGCCAGCGCCUGGCGUGGUCGUACUUCAAGAAGAACGUGGACAAGUACCGCAAGAUGAUUGGCAAGGCCAACCCGAGCCUCAUGCACGCCGUCAUCGUCUACAGCACAUACGGCAACACCGAAGAGCACGCUGCGGAGGUUGAGCAGUUCUUCAAGGAGCAUCCGAUCCCCGGCACGGACCGCCGCGUGCAGCAGGUGCUCGAGUCCAUCCGCGUCGCUGCGGGCUUUGCAAACUUCCUCCGCAGCUCCUCCAUCGCCAACGACGCGUUCUGGGCCAGCCUCUGAGUGCGCAGCACGUGCUUGCAGGCACGCGUGGUUGGUGUUGGCGGAGCUGAAGCUGAGUUGCUGAUGGUCAACGCUCGAUGACGACACUGGAUGCAUCCUGCACCACCCUCGCUGUCACCACUCGUGUCAUGCUGUUCCGUUUUGCGUGUGCGCACCGUUUUCCUUGACGCACAUGCACGCGUUCCAUUCCCACAACUCGCGUUUCCUACGUGUGUUUCCCUCCACCGUUCAACAACAAUACACGACUCCCCCCCCCA